Molecule: messenger RNA, 462 nt
Organism: Lycium barbarum (goji berry)
Lineage: Eukaryota; Viridiplantae; Streptophyta; Magnoliopsida; Solanales; Solanaceae
Product: endo-1,4-beta-xylanase 4-like
Exons: 1
Coding region: 1-462 (153 amino acids)
Biological process (GO): carbohydrate metabolic process
Molecular function (GO): hydrolase activity, hydrolyzing O-glycosyl compounds
Source: RefSeq, a predicted model, not a curated record
AUGUUAGUCCGCGGUCACUGCAUAGUUUGGGAAAAUCGCGAUCAAUUGCCUACAUGGUUGAGAACGUUGCCACCUCCCCUCUUAUCAGCAGCUAUUGAGAGGAUAUUUUCCUCAAUAAUCCCAAGAUUUCAAGGCCAAGUGAUGCAUUGGGAUGUUGAUAAUGAAAACAUGCAUUUUAAUUUCUUGGUAAGCCAAUUAGGCGUAAACACCUCGGCUUAUUUCUACAGGAAAGCUCAUGACAUGGAUGGCUAUGCUGUUAUGUUCUUGAAUGAGUUUGGUACAAUUGAAACUCCUGAUGAUAAUGUUGCAAAUCCAGCUAAAUACUUAGCCAAGAUUAAGGAAAUUCAAUCAAUGGGGUAUGAUGGACCUCUUGGAAUGGGACUCCAAGGUCAUUUUGGUACUCCAAAUAUACCUUAUAUGAGAAGUGCACUUGAUAUGCUGAAAACUGCAGAUAUCCUUUAG